CUGGAAGAAGACUCCCAUCUUUCAGUCACUAGUUCCAACGGGCCGUGUGUUCUGGAAGGGGGUGGCAGUCGGGAGGAGGAUGCUCUGAGCAGAGUUCUUGAAGCUCCGCUCUUGGGGGAAGCCGGGCUGUGUGGGAGCCUUCUGACGGAGCGGAGAGCGUGUGAAUUGGAAAGGAUCCUGAGAGCUGGCUGGUCCCAGUUCCUAUCCGGAAAAGCUGUCGCUCUCGCUUCAGGGAUGCGCCUAGCCUUCGCCUGCAUCACGCUGCAAAUUUUAAGACAGUAUUAAAACUACAAACAUCCCCAGGAGUUUCACGUGGGCGGACUGGAUGUUCUGAAAGUCUGAACUAUUUCAUCAUGAAACACACUGUGUAGACUCUUUAAAGCACAGAGCUCUGCCCAACACCUGGAUAAGGAAUCCUUCCUCUGGUGUGUGAGGUGUUCUUCUCCUACAUCAUGACAAACCAGGAAAAAUGGGCCCAUCUCAGUCCCUCGGAAUUUUCCCAGCUUCAGAAAUAUGCUGAGUAUUCUACGAAGAAAUUAAAGGAUGUGCUUGAAGAAUUCCAUGGUAAUGGCGUGCUUGCCAAAUAUAAUCCUGAAGGGAAACAAGAUAUUCUUAACCAAACCAUAGAUUUUGAAGGCUUCAAGCUGUUCAUGAAGACCUUCCUGGAAGCAGAACUUCCUGACGAUUUCACAGCGCAUCUUUUCAUGUCAUUCAGCAACAAAUUCCCCCAUUCCAGCCCAAAUGUCAAGACCAAGCCCGCCCUUCUUUCAGGGGGUCUGAGAAUGAAUAAGGGUGCCAUCACCCCUCCGCGCUCUUCCCCAGCAAACACAUGCUCCCCAGAUGUCAUCCACCUCAAGGACAUUGUCUGCUAUCUGUCUCUCCUUGAAAGAGGACGACCCGAAGAUAAGCUUGAGUUCAUGUUUCGUCUUUAUGACACAGAUGGAAAUGGCUUCCUGGACAGCUCGGAAUUGGAAAACAUCAUCAGCCAGAUGAUGCACGUGGCGGAGUACCUGGAAUGGGAUGUCACUGAACUUAACCCGAUCCUCCAUGAAAUGAUGGAGGAAAUUGACUAUGACCGUGAUGGUACCGUGUCUCUGGAGGAGUGGAUUCAAGGAGGAAUGACCACUAUCCCGCUUCUCGUCCUGUUGGGCUUGGAAAACAAUGUGAAGGAUGAUGGACAGCAUGUGUGGCGACUCAAGCACUUUAACAAGCCUGCCUACUGCAAUCUCUGCCUGAACAUGCUGAUCGGUGUGGGGAAGCAGGGCCUCUGCUGCUCCUUCUGCAAGUACACAGUUCAUGAGCGCUGUGUGGCCAGAGCCCCUCCCUCCUGCAUCAAGACCUAUGUGAAGUCCAAGAAGAACACAGAUGUCAUGCACCAUUAUUGGGUUGAAGGCAACUGUCCAACCAAGUGUGAUAAGUGCCACAAAACAGUUAAAUGUUACCAAGGCCUGACGGGGCUGCACUGUGUUUGGUGUCAGAUCACACUGCACAAUAAAUGUGCUUCUCAUCUGAAGCCUGAAUGUGACUGUGGACCUUUGAAGGACCAUAUUUUACCACCCACCACAAUCUGUCCAGUGGUAUUGCAGACUAUGCCCACGGCAGGAGCUUCCGUUCCUGAGGAAAGGCAGUCAACAGCUAAAAAGGAAAAGGGCAGCUCUCAGCAGCCAAACAAAGUGACAGACAAGAACAAAAUGCAAAGAGCUAACUCUGUUACUAUGGAUGGACAAGGUUUGCAGAUCACUCCUGUUCCUGGCACGCAUCCACUUCUAGUUUUCGUCAACCCCAAAAGUGGUGGGAAGCAAGGAGAACGCAUUUACAGAAAAUUCCAGUAUCUACUAAACCCUCGUCAGGUUUACAGCCUUUCUGGAAAUGGACCAAUGCCAGGGUUGCACUUUUUCCGGGAUGUCCCUGACUUCAGAGUGUUGGCUUGCGGUGGAGAUGGGACAGUGGGCUGGAUAUUGGAUUGCAUAGAAAAAGCCAAUGUAGUCAAGCACCCUCCAGUUGCUAUUCUGCCUCUUGGGACUGGCAAUGACCUAGCAAGAUGCCUGCGGUGGGGUGGAGGCUAUGAAGGUGAGAAUCUGAUGAAAAUCCUAAAGGACAUUGAGAUCAGCACAGAAAUAAUGCUGGACAGGUGGAAGUUUGAAGUCAUACCCAAUGACAAGGAUGAGAAAGGAGACCCUGUGCCUUACAGCAUCAUCAACAACUACUUCUCCAUUGGCGUGGAUGCUUCCAUUGCACACAGAUUCCAUAUCAUGAGAGAAAAACACCCAGAGAAAUUCAACAGCCGAAUGAAGAACAAAUUUUGGUAUUUUGAGUUUGGCACAUCUGAAACCUUCUCAGCCACCUGCAAGAAGCUACAUGAAUCUGUAGAAAUAGAAUGUGAUGGAGUACAGAUAGAUUUAAUAAACAUCUCUCUGGAAGGAAUUGCAAUUUUGAAUAUACCGAGCAUGCAUGGAGGGUCUAAUCUUUGGGGAGAAUCUAAAAAAAAGAGAAGCCAUCGACGGAUCGAGAAAAAAGGCUCUGACAAAAGACCCACACUCACAGAUGCCAAAGAGCUGAAGUUUGCAAGUCAAGAUCUGAGUGACCAGCUGCUAGAGGUUGUUGGCUUGGAAGGCGCAAUGGAAAUGGGCCAAAUAUACACGGGGCUGAAAAGUGCUGGCCGGCGGCUGGCUCAGUGUUCCUCUGUGCUUAUCAGGACGAGCAAGUCGCUGCCAAUGCAGAUUGAUGGGGAGCCAUGGAUGCAGACUCCGUGCACAAUAAGAAUUACACACAAGAACCAAGCCCCAAUGCUGAUGGGCCCUCCCCCCAAAACUGGGUUGUUCUGCUCACUCAUCAAAAGGAGAAGAAACCGAAGCAAGGAGUAACCCUCUAUCAAGAGAAAUUUAAAUAGUACAGGCCAUGAAACACUUUGAAUCAUUUCAAAUCUCCUGUUCUGACCAUGGAAUUAACAGUUUCUGUUGAGUUGAUGUAAAAUUUGGCUAUUAGAAAACUUAUUGUCUCUGUUUUUUAUAGGCACCUUUGCAUGAACAAGUGGGAGUGUAUAUGAUGUGAGACCGCACACUUUAGUUGCAUGCAUUCCCAUAGGGUUUUCUGUCUCCCACUCACAUCUUAGCCCCUUCCCAUUUACAAACUGUGAGGGAAAACCUGUGAGGGAUUAAAGAAAUAUGAUGGAAAAUAAUGAUUCUUGACGUAAUUGCUGUCGUUGGCAAGCACUAAUACGUAAGGCUGCAAUGGUCCAACGUGCAAAACUGCCAUCCCUUGCCCUGCUAUAAUUAGUGAGUGUAUCUAUGGUAUUAGACCUGUGACUCAAGGAGAAGCUUAAAUCAGAGAUUUUAUUAAGUAGUUGCUAUGAUACCAUGCUGUAUCUUCAACAUCUUUAAUCUUCUGAAUGGACAUUAAAAUAUCAGGCAUAAGAUUUUUCAUGUACUAAAAAAUAGAGAAUGGGUUUUUUUUGUUUAGCUUUGCUUUUAAUUCCAAUAAAAUGAGUGAAAAUACAUUACUGGCAGUAACUGUGAUUAUAUAAAAAGCCUUAGUCGUUUCUGCAUGAGAAUCUAGACACAGAUGUAUAAUCAAACUAAGUAGCCAAAUAGAUGUUUUAAACUAUGUGCCUAAUGAACCUGUUUCCCACCAAAGAAUCAGAAAAUAGUAGUUCUUAUGAGUUUGUGAAAAGUAAAAUGUUGGAAGAGAGUGAGUUACCCACUUGUUGUAUUUAACAUGUUCACCAUUCAAAAACAGUAAAUUAUACAACACGAACAAAGCUCAAUAGCCAAUUUCAUGGCUAUUUGGUCCCCCUGCCACAUAUGACUCUAAUUUUUAAUGGGUCUGCUAAGUGUAUUUCAAGAAGGUAAAUGACUGCAUCAGCUCCCUUCUAGGGUAAAUUGCUACCUGCAAUGAUGUUGAGCUCAUGGAAGCAAAUCAUGCAUGCAAUUAGCCCCUUACUACUCGGUCACUCCAAUCGCAUCUCUAUGACAUUUCAAAUGUUGGAAAUAAUGGCCUAGAUCACUCCUUAAGGUGUUCAUGGCAUGGUUUGGGUCUCUGGUUGUUUAAAGAAAUUGUGGAACUAUUACUUUCCAUAGUGUUUAUUUGAGGCUCUCCUAUGAAAUAGAAUACUUCUGACAGCCUCAGUGUAGUUCACUCACACUGACCUGUGUCUCAUCACAGCACGUUUAUGUUUUCAAACACACCAUCAGGGAAACGUGUGCUUGAAAUGCAUGAUUUAUCAGCUUUCCUCUCUGCUCUGCAUUAAAGUGCUAAUGAUUUAUCAGUUCUAUUUUUCUAUUGAUUCAUUCAUCUUUGAAUAACAAAUAACAGUUAGUGAUUCUGUUGAACACAACCCUGUGCAUGGAUUUAUUGAUUUCAAGUGAAAUUGCUGUAAUUUUAGUUCUUUGGUUUGAAAACUCAAGUGAAUGCUGUUGUAUCAAAUAGCUGCUCUCAAGCAAUGUUCUGUAAUGGAAGAUUAUGUAUAAAGUGUAUUCCUUUAGUAUUCCAGGAACAUUGGAUGCUAAAUACCAAUCAACAAUAAGUUUAAUUGCUUUAAAAAUAAAAGCUUUUGAAUAGAAUGCAGACAUAAUUUAGCUUUCCCAGGAAAAUGAUGAUUAAAAUUACAAAUUCAGUACCGCAAUCAGUUGUCCUGGCAUAGUAAUAAAAAAAUAGUUAUUCAGCAGAACAGUAAUCUAGACCAAAAGAAUGCUCAAAACAACCACAAAUGCAUUGCCCUCCUAAUGUCACAUAACUCACCCAUGCUGCUGUGCAUCUAUGAUUACAGGGAACAAACACUUUUACACAGAUUGUUGAGUUUUUCUAUAAAUGGGCAAGCAGACCUUGUGCCAAAAUCUUGUUCUGAAUCCACAGAAUACUUUAUGUUCAGAAGGGCACUUGAGCAGCGCAGCUUCUCAACCAUUUGAAGCAUCUUUGCACCGGAAAAUGACUGUAGAGAAUUAUAAGAACCGGCCUGUAUGAUUUUAGGAUCUGAAAGAGCGGGCUGUGCCACGCUUCAGCCUAGCUGCAUGGCAACAGCCUGUGCUAACAGGCUCUACAUUUCAGUGCACUGGAUUCAUGGGUAAAACUGAUCAAUCUUCAGAAAGGAAUCAAAUUUGACUUUUCUAAACUCAUUUAUUUUUUUUAGAUAAAUGAUGUGCUUGCCCUUGGAGUACACUACUCCUGGGGUUUGGAAAGUGGUUUUUUAAAAUCUACUUUGAUGAUUUUGAAAUAAGAGAAGAUAUUCUCUUCUUUUUUAUGACAGCUUCAUAAGAAGAAUAUAUAUUUUAGGGAAAAUUCUAAAUGGAAAGUUCUAUGGCAUAUUAAAAUAAUGAAUAAUGAGUGUUAGCUUUACAAAAUGGAAACUUUUCUUGCAGGCGCGUGGGUGUUGGAGGUGUUGAGUCAACCUCGUUUAACUACACUAGGCGUAGUAGUGAUAAGGUUUUAAGAGGGGUGGAGUGAAAACAAAUACCACACUAACUUCCGAGGGACAGAGGAUCUCCCGAAUGGAGCUCCAUACCCUGCUAAACACUGCCAUAUACCAAGUUGUUAAUGAAAGAAGACAGAUCCUAGCAUUAACCUAGAAAUGCACUCUUUCAGGAAACAGGAAGGGUGCUACCUAUAUGGAACCAGAAUGUCAAAGAUCACUCCCUACCAUGUGUGUAUCAUAUGUAAUUGAUGUGAAAAGUGACAAUCAGGUUUUUGUAAUAGAGGGAAAAUCUUUUUCCUUUAAUGGUAUGUGACUGUGUUCACUCUAAUAUAAUCGAUUAGCUCUUCAGCCUAAGACACUCUCCUGAAGGCAAACAUGUAAAAUAGUGAACUCUAAGGAGUCAUGCACGCACACCCCAGUCUGUUCAACUGUCUGCUUUCAGGGACUGGGGGCAAGUACAGUUUUCAGGGCAGCAUCUGAUUGAGUCUGAGACUGUCUACGUUACUCAAACAACACAGGACUUUUUGGUGGUUCCUUUCCUUUCUCUGCUAGUGUUACUUGGUUUCUGUUGGUUCUAAAAAGAAAAGUACACUGUUUAUGGCACAAUUAACCCUUGAAGAAUUAAUCAAUACGUAACUUAUAUUCCACAUUAACAGAUAAAGCCCUUGUAAAGUAUAUCAAGGCUGUGGAAUUUAAUAAAAAUGAAUAAAUAAAUUCAGAAAAGUCUUCAUUCUGUGAAAGACAGAAAUCACACCCUUAAACCAGCCAAUUGAGUUGCAUUGUGUUUGAAUAUUUGAGUAAAUUCUCAUAUGAACCUUUCUAUAUAUUCUUAUAGUGUCUAAAACAUAGGGUUUGUUUAAUUAAAGUAUCUUAAUUAUUUUCUCAGAAAGUGUUAUGUACAAAUCUUGGUUUUUGAAAUAAAAGUGUUAACCGUU
This is a messenger RNA of Chionomys nivalis (European snow vole), 6342 nucleotides long. It is a transcript of the gene Dgkb, whose product is annotated as diacylglycerol kinase beta. Gene Ontology annotation, cellular component: plasma membrane. Bases 453 to 2864 code for a protein of 803 amino acids. Gene Ontology annotation, molecular function: calcium ion binding; ATP-dependent diacylglycerol kinase activity. Gene Ontology annotation, biological process: diacylglycerol metabolic process; lipid phosphorylation; intracellular signal transduction. The record is from RefSeq and is a predicted model, not a curated record. NCBI's taxonomy places the organism in Eukaryota, Metazoa, Chordata, Mammalia, Rodentia, Cricetidae. The transcript is spliced from 26 exons.